GCCUGAUUUCGUUCCCUGCAGCAGGGACUUGGGAGUGCCUAUGUCGUCGUUUUCACCCUUCCCCCCACCCCGUUAUACGUGUUUUUUAAUGCUUUUUGCAAAUAAUAAUUUGGAAUUUAUAGAUUCCUGAAAAUCGUUAUUUUCAAAUCGUUGUUUCAAAGCUUAAGAUUUUUUAACCGGAAGAGAGAGCCAGCCUAGGCCCACACCGGAGGAAGAGGCAGGCGGAUCUCUUGAUUUCGAGAACAGCCUGAACUACACAGGGAGUUCAGACUAGGCAGGCCUUAAUAGCAGAGACCAUGAAUCAAAAAGUGGUUUUUUUUUUUUUUUUGGUAGUUUGUUUGACCUACUUGUGGUUGGUAGUGAGAUAGACUGCUUAUUGGUAAUGGGGGCAACAUUUGAGGACUCGAGGUGUUCUGAAAUCUCAGCCUCGUUGAACGUGUCUGCGUUGGACAGAAACGGUCAUUUCAGGUCAAUGAUGAGCUGGCAUGUAUUCUGAAUCUAAAGUUGAUUAUUAACCACUUUAGCUCUAGAAUUACUCUGAGACCUGAAAAUGCCGGGCACACAUUUGAGGAUGGGUUGUUUAAGGACGAUGAAAGCAACGUAAAGAAAAAACCUUACGCGCAUGUUAAACGUGUAUAUGAAGGGUCAGACUGUGAGUAAUGAAAUUUCUGCUUGUUUAAUUCAAGGGUACACCGCAGAAGGAUGUCACCAUCAAGUCAGACGCUCCUGACACCCUGUUACUGGAGAAGCAUGCCGAUUACAUUGCCUCCUAUGGUUCCAAGAAAGAUGAUUAUGAGUACUGUAUGUCUGAGUACUUGAGGAUGAGCGGCAUCUACUGGGGUUUGACGGUGAUGGACCUCAUGGGACAGCUUCAUCGCAUGAACAGAGAGGAAAUCCUGGUGUUUAUCAAGUCGUGCCAGCAUGAGUGUGGGGGCAUAAGUGCGAGCAUUGGACACGAUCCGCAUCUUCUCUACACUCUCAGUGCUGUCCAGAUUCUCACGCUGUAUGACAGCAUCAACGUCAUCGACGUGGAUAAGGUUGUGGCCUAUGUUCAGAGUCUGCAGAAGGAGGAUGGUUCGUUUGCUGGAGACAUUUGGGGAGAAGUUGACACCAGAUUCUCAUUUUGUGCAGUGGCAACUUUGGCUCUUUUGGGCAAGCUUGAUGCUAUUAAUGUGGAAAAGGCGAUUGAAUUUGUUUUGGCCUGUAUGAACUUUGAUGGUGGAUUUGGGUGCAGACCGGGCUCCGAAUCUCAUGCUGGGCAGAUCUAUUGUUGCACAGGAUUCCUGGCGAUAACCAGUCAGUUGCAUCAAGUGAACUCUGACCUACUUGGUUGGUGGCUCUGUGAACGACAGCUGCCCUCAGGCGGACUCAAUGGAAGACCCGAGAAGUUACCGGAUGUGUGCUAUUCCUGGUGGGUUUUGGCCUCCUUGAAGAUAAUUGGGAGGCUUCAUUGGAUUGACAGAGAAAAGCUGCGCAGCUUCAUCUUAGCAUGUCAAGAUGAAGAGACUGGAGGCUUUGCUGACAGACCAGGAGAUAUGGUGGAUCCUUUUCAUACCUUGUUUGGCAUUGCUGGAUUGUCGCUUCUGGGAGAAGAACAAAUUAAACCUGUUAGUCCUGUCUUCUGCAUGCCUGAAGAAGUGCUUCAGAGGGUCAAUGUCCAGCCUGAACUAGUGAGCUAGAGUCAGACAGGCACAGGAAGAUGUGUGCAAUCGAACCUAGAAGUGGCUGUUAAUAUUGUAUAUCAUGUUAAUGCAAUCGUAUAAUUAUAUGUAGUAUAAAAUACAUUGUAUUUAGAUCUUCUGUGGUGUCCAAACAUUAGUUUUUGUCUACUUGAAAUUUGAUGUCUUCAUAACAGCAAGCUUAAGAGCUGGUAUUUAAUUGAUGCUUCCCCAUGUCCUGUUGAUCUGUAAUGAUUGUGAUGGAAAAUGAUUUUUGUUAAUACGAGUGAGCAAAACUCAUGAUUUAAAUAAAAGAUGCACAAAAUGUUGA
Arvicola amphibius (Eurasian water vole) is the source of this 1989-nucleotide messenger RNA. It is a transcript of the gene Rabggtb, whose product is annotated as Rab geranylgeranyltransferase subunit beta. Gene Ontology annotation, biological process: protein geranylgeranylation. The transcript is spliced from 8 exons. Gene Ontology annotation, cellular component: Rab-protein geranylgeranyltransferase complex. The record is from RefSeq and is a predicted model, not a curated record. NCBI's taxonomy places the organism in Eukaryota, Metazoa, Chordata, Mammalia, Rodentia, Cricetidae. Gene Ontology annotation, molecular function: Rab geranylgeranyltransferase activity. Bases 804 to 1679 code for a protein of 291 amino acids.